This is a messenger RNA of Schistocerca nitens (vagrant locust), 1420 nucleotides long. RefSeq lists its product as uncharacterized. The record is from RefSeq and is a predicted model, not a curated record. NCBI's taxonomy places the organism in Eukaryota, Metazoa, Arthropoda, Insecta, Orthoptera, Acrididae. Gene Ontology annotation, biological process: regulation of transcription by RNA polymerase II. Gene Ontology annotation, molecular function: DNA binding. Bases 1 to 1146 code for a protein of 381 amino acids. Gene Ontology annotation, cellular component: transcription regulator complex; nucleus. The transcript is spliced from 4 exons.
AUGACCGACUCCACUGUAAAUGAGUUUGUUGGAGUGCAGAGUUCCUCGACCUACGCAUUAGCGAGCGUUGUAAAACAUGUGUUGCGUCCCGCCGCGGCGUCGUGUCGGUCGGUUGUUCAGCGUGCCGUGCAGCCGGCGCGGCUGCCAGCAGCAAGUGCGGGCGGCGGCGCCAGCCCAGGCCAGCCGGUGCAGCUGCGGGCUGCUAGCUGCUCCAGGCCGCAGCUGCCUUCCCCCGGGCCGCCGCCGCUGCCGCUCGCUCCCUCAAUGCCACGGCGCGAGCUCGCCGGGCGGGCGUCGGCGCAGCAGCAGCAGCCAGCAGCAGUGCGAGCGCGACGCUCGGGGAGGCAAGCCGUAGCCGUAGCCGUGGCCCUAGUCGCGCCAGCCGCCGCCAUGAACACCGAGGCGCUCAUCGCCGCCGUCUACCGCCGCUCGCCGCUGUGGGACACGGGCAGCAUCCACAACAGGGACCGCCGCAUCGUCGACGCGCUCUGGAAGGAGGUCGCCGCCGAGCUCAACUGCGCAGACUGCACGGCGGUGAAGAAGAGAUGGAAGAGCCUGAAGGACUACUACCGGUGCGAGCUCGCUAAGGUGUCGCACACGGGCGGCGAGGGCUCGGCGACGGAGGCGACGUCUAACUGGCCCUUCUUCCACCUGAUGAGCUUCACCAAGCGGACCAUCGGCAGCAAGUACCGGCCGCGCAGUCUGGAGCAGCAGCUGUUCUGCGAGGACAGUAAGCAGGCGACGGUGGACAGCUCGCAGUACGACGCGGACGAAGAGACGCUCAAGAGCGAGGCGAAGCGGCGCCACAUCAAGACGGAGUUCCCCGCGCUGCCGCACUUCCCCGACCUGUCGGAGAGCACCUCGUUCAGCGACACGAUCGCGCACGCGCCCGUCUCGUUCAUGCUGCCGCCGCACAAGCGCUCCUCGCGCCGCCGGCACCACCUCGAGAGCGACGCGUGCGCCGACGCCUCGGCCGAGACCAAGGCGCUCUCGCUCACCGAGCGCGAGAUCCAGGACGUGGACAGCGACGAGCUGCUCUUUUUCAAGUCGCUGCUGCCCUACAUGAGGAACAUGAACUACUCGCGGAAGCUGCUCCUGCGCAUGAAGAUACUCGAGCUCGUGUACAACGAGUACGCCUCGUCGUGACUGUGCGAACUCUACUACCGGUGCGCACCGCCGCUCGCGGUCUGGCGUCCUACGUAGCUACGGGUCUCACCUCACUACUGUCUUAAUGACUGAGAAAUGUAUUUUUGUUAGACGCUUUGUACAAUGUGUUAUGACGCUACAGUAACGGACUUCAGUGCUUUGCUUUACACAUCAGCAGCGUGUAGCUAUGAUUUCUGUAAAUGUUUACAGUUUUUUGUAAUUAUUUCUUUUUUAUAGCGUGCCAUUUAUGGAUAAAGUGACUACUUUCAUAGAA